AGCCAUAGAAUGCCGGCCGGCAGCGGCGCAUAGUACACGCGCGUCGCUCUUUGCCGGCGCACGCGCACAUCGCUGAUACGCGUAUUGUAUAUAAGGGCAUGCACCCUUCGCCUGGUUCACUUUACCUGUCCUACUUCUCAAAGAAGGUCCUAUAAGUUAUUAUAAAAAAGUGUGAAAAUGUCAGCAGAAAAUUUACUCGUAGACAUCCGUCAUGAUGAUCACGAUGAUGAUACCGAAGGCGUGGUGCUGGCCAAAGGAAUAUCUAUGCUGGUGUUAUUUACCGCCUCCAUGAUCUGUGGCCUGAUUCCUCUUGUAUUGUCGAAGAAGUUCCACUGGAUAUCUGCUGAUGAAGCGGGCUCGUUGAAGUCUACUAAUAGAGUGGUGAUGACCCUCCUAUCUUUCGGCGGAGGCGUCCUUUUAUCGACCACGUUUCUGCACCUGAUGCCCGAAGUGGAUGAGAAUGUACAUUAUUUACAAGAUACUGGCCGAUUGAAGGAGUUGAGUUUCUCACUGACGCCAUUUCUGACGUGUUGCGGUUUCUUCAUUAUGUACCUGGUGGAGGAACUGGUACAUGUAUACAUACAUCACCGAGAAAGGAACAACGGUAACCAGAAACUAGUCCGCAACUUAAGUUUACGAAGAAGUGUACCGUCCCCUACUGGGAAUGGCGAGAAGAGCGUCACUAAUUCCACCGCUGAUCUAAUUGAACCCGAAUCAUUAAAGCGACAUAAGGAUCCAGAAGUAAACAUUCGGCACGAUCAUUCACAUCACCACCACAGUCAUGCUCCUGUCGUCGAUGGCGACGAUGUGACGUCAGCUCUACGUGGCUUGCUCAUAGUAUUGGCCCUUUCCAUUCAUGAGCUUUUUGAAGGCCUAGCUGUUGGCUUAGAAUCUAGCACUUCGCAUGUUUGGUACAUGCUGGGCGCAGUUUCCGCGCAUAAACUUGUGAUAGCUUUUUGUAUUGGUGUGGAACUCAUUGCCACUGGUACCAAGACCUGGUUGGCAGUAGUGUACAUAACUACUUUCGCCGUGGUUUCACCCCUGGGUAUUGGCAUUGGUUUGGUUCUGGUCGGAGGAGAGGGAGCCACUGCUGCUGGGGUCUACUCAGUCGUACUACAGGGGCUAGCUUCGGGCACCCUUCUCUAUGUGAUAUUCUUCGAGAUAUGGAAAGGAGACAGAACCGGCAUACUCCAGUACAUUGCAUCUAUUGUUGGAUUUUUCCUCAUGUUCGGACUAAUGUUAUUAACGGGCCACUCCCACAGUCAUUCGCAUGGAGAAGACGACCAUCAUCAUGGACAUUCUCACGAUAAAUGAAAUUUUGAGGAUAUUUUCUCGACCUAAAUUUUAUAAAAAAUUUACAGAGUGAAAUCGAAAUGAUUAUUAUUUAAGGGAGUGUUCUACUACUGAAAUUGAACAUUUUACACAAAGAAAGACGGGUCAGAAAUGACAAAAUAAUACUGAGAAUUGCGAUUUCACUCGUGUACAUUAAAUUUAUAUUUUUUUAUAUAAAGACCAAAUUAUAAUUAAGUACCUUGUGAUAUUUAAUUACCAUAGUGUAAUAUUAAGCCACUUGAAUUCACAAUUAAUAAUAGAAAGGCAUAUAUAAGAUAGGCGACCCAAAUGCGUCAGCAUAAAAAGAAUAAGCGUGCCAUAUUUUCAAAAGCGAUAUUGAUUGAGAACAGAACAAAAGAGGUACCUACUUAUUUACAAGUAGGUGCAUUCCUUAUGCACAUACCUAGACAUUCGUAAAUUUU
Messenger RNA from Galleria mellonella (greater wax moth), 1754 nucleotides. RefSeq names its product zinc transporter ZIP1-like (gene Zip89B). The coding region runs from base 178 to 1314 and encodes 378 amino acids. The record is from RefSeq and is a predicted model, not a curated record. Gene Ontology annotation, molecular function: zinc ion transmembrane transporter activity. Gene Ontology annotation, biological process: zinc ion transmembrane transport. The transcript is spliced from 5 exons. Lineage: Eukaryota; Metazoa; Arthropoda; Insecta; Lepidoptera; Pyralidae. Gene Ontology annotation, cellular component: plasma membrane.